CAUCCCAAAUUCAGUUAGUGCGCCAGACGAUGUUCGAUAAAGAAACUAUUUUCCCUGGCCUUAUGGCUGCAGUGGCCCUGGUGGCAGUACUGCAAACACGCAGCAGAUUGCAACAGGAUUUGCAGAAUAUGCGAUGGCGACUGACGAUACAUGCGCUCACCGUUCGCGAUACCUUUGGGAGACCAGUGCAACUCGAUAAAUUCGCCGGCCAGGUGAUGCUCAUCGUCAACAUUGCCUCCAAAUGCGGACUUACUUCAACACAGUACAACGGUUUGCGAUAUUUACUGGAGGAAUACGAGGACCGCGGUCUGAGAAUUCUCAACUUUCCCUGUAACCAAUUUGGCGCUCAAAUGCCCGAGUCCGAUGGCCAGGAGAUGUUGGAUCACCUGCGCAGGGAGGGAGCCAACAUAGGACAGCUCUUCGCCAAGAUAGAUGUGAAGGGAGCUCAGGCAGAUCCGCUGUACAAGCUACUAACGCGCCAUCAACAUGAUAUCGAGUGGAAUUUUGUCAAGUUUCUGGUGGAUCGAAGGGGAAACAUUUACAAAAGAUAUGGCGCCGAACUGGAACCAGUUGCCCUCACCGAUGACAUAGAGCUCCUGCUCGGCAGAUGAGUUCAAAUAAAUAACGCAACGUGGGCGUUUCUGCCCACUGGCUUUCAUAGCUGCGACAA
Messenger RNA from Drosophila yakuba, 670 nucleotides. RefSeq names its product glutathione peroxidase homolog BsaA. Lineage: Eukaryota; Metazoa; Arthropoda; Insecta; Diptera; Drosophilidae. Gene Ontology annotation, biological process: response to oxidative stress. Gene Ontology annotation, molecular function: glutathione peroxidase activity. The transcript is spliced from 2 exons. The coding region runs from base 30 to 611 and encodes 193 amino acids. The record is from RefSeq and is a predicted model, not a curated record.